Eutrema salsugineum is the source of this 1388-nucleotide messenger RNA. RefSeq lists its product as uncharacterized. Bases 187 to 1251 code for a protein of 354 amino acids. The transcript is spliced from 3 exons. The record is from RefSeq and is a predicted model, not a curated record. Lineage: Eukaryota; Viridiplantae; Streptophyta; Magnoliopsida; Brassicales; Brassicaceae.
UAAAUUCAUGUUCCUAAGCUUUUGGCGUUUGAUAAUGGCGUGACACCUUUUUCUUCUCAACAAACGCGCCUCAGUGUCUCAUCUCUUUCCACAUCUUCUCACUCCAUUUUCUUGCAGCUCACUCCUUUUCACCUUUUCUCUCUCGAUUUCCUCUUCGUCUCUAAGAUUCUUCAUUUCGCCGACAAAAUGGGAACCUGCUUCUCGAGCUCUACUAAAUCCACGGCUGAGAUCGCUCCGGUUGACCUCGCCGUCAAACCUCCAGCCGUAGUAGCCUCUUCCACAACCGCGCCAUCUCGCGUUUCAGCCCAGCGACCACCAACCGCUCCGACGGCGGCGAAAACGACGGCGACGGCUAGCUCCGCCGUCGCAGUGAGACUGUACGGACCACCGAACAGUCUGGUGACUUCCUAUCUCCGCUUCGCUCUCCUUCACAAGAAAGUUCACCUCCGUUUCGUCCCAUCGGAGGAUCAAAAGCCGACGAUCCAGGUCGGAUCGGAGACGGUGUCAGGAUCUCAGGAGGUUCUGCUCCGUUACAUCGAGGAGAAGUUUCCAGAGCCGAGGCUGAUGAUUUGGAAGUUUAAUCUAGAAGGUUUCGACGAGGCGACUCCAUUGAUAGUGAGGACGAUUUGGCUUCAGCAUAGGAGUAUGUUGUGGCACAUCGCGAGGAUGUUGAGAUGGUCGGAGGAUCUGGCGGCACGUGGAGGAAGAAGAGCGGUGGAUCCGUCGGUUGGGACGCCGAAGAUGGAGAUUAGGAAAUUCGCCAAGAGCUAUACGCAGCUACAAGAGCUCAUGGUUGAGCAUGCUCAAAUGGAAGAGAGAAUCCUUUUCCCUGUUCUCGAAUCUGUUGAUCGAGGGAUGUGCAAAAGCGCAAACGAGGAACACGGGAGAGAAUUACCAUUGAUGAAUGGAAUCAAAGAGUAUAUCAAAUCCAUUGCAGUAUUGGACUCUGGAAUCUGUUCGGAGGAAUUCUUUAGUCUUGCUUCUCGUUUCAAGUCAUUACAGGUGAUGUGUAAAGCACAUUUUGAAGAGGAAGAGAAAGAGUUACUGCCUAUGGUGGAAGCUGCAGAAAUGGGGAAAGAGAAGCAGAAGAAAUUGAUGAAUCAAAGCUUGGAAGUAAUGAGAGGGACUCACUCUGACUUGUUUGAUUUCCUCCUCGAAGGUCUUACUCCUCAAGAAGCUAUGCAGUAUCUUGACUUGCUCAUGAAAUUUGGUGAUCCAAAUCUUAUCUCAUCUUUUCUCUGCCAAGACUGAUCUUUUUCUUUCUGGCUCACUUUGUGAAAAUUGUUGUUGGUGUUUGGGAUGUGAAUUUCGUGUAUAUAUUGUCAGAUUACUGAUCAGGCUGCUUUGUUUUUCUUAUCCUUUUAGAUAAACGAAAAUCUUACAACUCC